AUGGUUCUACAACUGCAUGUAUGGGGCCCGGCCUUUUCCCUACCUUCAAUUGACGCACAAUGCCUUGCUGCAAUUGCAUACUGUUCCGAGGUCCUCCCUAAAGACUCGUGGGAGCUAAUCGCGAGUAGCGAUCCUUCUGUGUCCCCAACAGGUGAGCUCCCUGCCCUCCAGAAUGGCUCUGUCUGGGUGAGCCGGUUCCGCAAUAUUGUGGACUACCUCCGCCAAUACUCGGAGGGCGCAUGGAACCUGGAUCAAAACCUAGACGACGUGCAAAAAGCCGAUAGCGUUGCCUUCUCCUCCUUCAUCGAAUCCCGCGGCCAAUCCCUCAUCGACCUCUACCUCUACGUAACCAGUCAGAACUACUAUACCAACACAUCCCCAGCCUACGGCUCUCUCCUCCAAUGGCCAAACCAAUGGAUCCUCCCACCAAAGCUCCACGCCGCCGCAAAAACCCGCACCGAACACCUCGGCCUAUCCUCGCUAGACCUACAAGCAAUGGAAGACCAACGCAAACGCGAGCACUCCGCCGCCGUAGCAUCCGGCCAAAUCCCUAGCAACCUGAUCCAGCAGCCCCACGACACAGUCUCCAAACUCCUGGGCCGCACAGCGCAAACCAACCAAUUCCGCCUGGAAGCCCUAACAGCCGACUUCUUCGAGCCACUCGAAGCAAUGCUCGCCCGCAGCAAGACCUGUCUCCUCCCCGCCGAUGACAACAACAACCCCUCCUCGCUGGACUGCGUCGCGCUGGGCUACCUGUCGCUAGCACUCGUACCGGAUCUAGCCUUCCCCUGGCUGCGCGACGCGAUUCGCGCAAAGGCCCCCUGCUGGCGGCUGCCAGCCGCCCUGCCAUGGCGCGCACCGGAGCGCAUCUCUGUCGCAGCGGUUGGCACUACACUUCUCGGCACAUUGGCGGAUAACACGCCGUUCUUGCGCGAGGUGCGCCAGAAUAGACGGCUGAAGCAGGCCGUUGAGGCUGAUUCGGAGUUUAGCUCGGUGGAGAAGCAGGUCCUGUCUUCGUAUGCGGAUUCUAGUAACAAGGAUAUGUUGCUUUCUAUUGCGACUGCUGUGGCGGGGACGGCUGCUCUCGUUGGUUAUAUGGUGCAUGUGGGUUUGCUUUCUUUUUCGACUGGGGGUGUUGAGGAAGAAGAGCAAUUCGAGGAAGAUGCGGGUGUAUUGCAGAUUGAUCCUGGGUCUGCUUCUGACUUCCUCGGCGCCUUCUAA
Molecule: messenger RNA, 1221 nt
Organism: Penicillium crustosum
Lineage: Eukaryota; Fungi; Ascomycota; Eurotiomycetes; Eurotiales; Aspergillaceae
Exons: 4
Coding region: 1-1221 (406 amino acids)
Biological process (GO): mitochondrion organization
Cellular component (GO): SAM complex
Source: RefSeq, a predicted model, not a curated record